Hydractinia symbiolongicarpus is the source of this 2388-nucleotide messenger RNA. RefSeq lists its product as uncharacterized. NCBI's taxonomy places the organism in Eukaryota, Metazoa, Cnidaria, Hydrozoa, Anthoathecata, Hydractiniidae. The coding region runs from base 93 to 1877 and encodes 594 amino acids. The transcript has 2 exons. The record is from RefSeq and is a predicted model, not a curated record.
GCAGUAAAGUAUCUUUCGCUCAGGGAAGUCAAAGGCAAAGAACGUUUUAUUUCAGAACUUAUACUUAGAUUUUUCAAGAAAAUUUGGUUAUAAUGGAUCCACCAAGUAAAAAAAGAAAACGAUCAGUGACGUGUGCGGUUUUGAAUUGUGCCAACAGCGAGUACAACCUUGAAGUUUGGAGAGAUAACAUCUGUGAUGUUCACAAUGUUAUCAGACGUUCUGAUGCAUGCUCAUGUAAAGAACCUUACAGCUUGUUCACCUUUCCUUCUAAAACCAAGAGAGCUGAUGCUCAUAAUAAAUGGAGGCAACUUAUUAAUCGUGCCAGCCCAAAAAAUCCAGCAAAAUUGAUGACAGCUAGACCCAAACAACGGGUUUGUUCCAAACAUUUUGUUGGAGGGGAACUAUCAUACGAGCAUCCUUAUCCAACUCUAUGUCUUGGUUAUGAAUCAGCUUCAAGGACUGAGAAGUUUGUACCCUCUGCAACACGUCGACGAAAGUUGUCAUACUCAACAUCGUCAUCAAAAAAACAAACAUCUAAAACGGAGAAAGUGGAUCCCAAUAUUGAAAGUCCUUGUAUUAGUAGCGUAGCAUCAAACAGUGACAUUAAUAUUGAUAUUCAAUCUUGUAUUUCUUCACCAUUACCAGAGUUAUUGUCACCUAAUAGUACAGUAUCAUCUAUGUUUUCACCCCCACAAGAGAUGAUUUCACCUAACCUUGUUUCACAUCAAGAUAAUGCAGAUUUUAUAGUUUCGGAUUCAACUAAGGAAAGAGAAUUACUUUUAAAUUCACUCUCUGAAAAUAUCUUGAAACUAAAGGCCAAAAACAAACUUUUAAAGAAAAAAAUCAAGUCACUUACCACAACAAAAAAUUUAUUUAAAAAUCAAUUCAAUAAACAAUCUGCCACCCUUAAUAUGUUACAUAAAUCUGUUAACAAUUGUUCAUGCAAGUUACCUUUAUAUAAAAGUCUAUUAAAAUCAGAUAAAAAAUGUGACUUUUACACUGGUAUUAUAACUCUCAAAUUAUUUGCACAUGACAUAAUAACACCUUUGGUUCGCAGAAGAUGGAGAGGUGUUAAAAAAACUUCAACUGGCAUAUUUCGUAAUUUUAAAAAAAUACCCAAGAGAUUUGGCCCUGCUCGAAAGUUAUGCAGCAAAGAUGAAUUUCUUUUAUUUUUAAUGAAACUGAGACUUGGUUUACUAAAUGAAGAUUUGGCAGACCGUUUUAGUAUUUCAGAAGGUUUAGUCAGUGGUAUUAUAGCAUCUUGGCUUAAAGCUUCUUCGUCUGUUUUAUCCAAUAUGGUUGAGGUUCCGGAAAAAGGCAAUAUCACAGCAACUUUACCAGAAAGAUUCAAAUCAAUGCCUGACAUUCAUUCUAUUUUAGAUGCUACUGAAGUUUUUAUUGAAACACCUAAGAACUUGGACUUACAACGGAGUACUUGGAGUCAAUAUAAACAUCAUAAUACUUUAAAAAUCUUAGUUUGUAUUGCACCAAACUCAUCGAUCAUUUUUUUAUCAAAGGCUUAUGGGGGAGCAAUAUCAGAUAAAGAGGUUACAAACAAAUGUGGUUAUCUUGAUCUUGUUCCUAGCUAUUCUCAAAUUAUGUAUGACAAGGGGUUUAAUUUAACAAAGGAAUGUGAAAGUCGUUUUAUCUCAAUUGCAGUACCUCCUGGUAAAAGAGGAAGUGCCCAAAUGACUCCUGCGGAAAUACGAAAAACAAAACGGAUUGCAAAUUUAAGAAUCCUCGUUGAACAGGUUAUUAGAAGACUCAAGUCAUUUCGUAUCUUAGGUUCAGAGUACCCAAUCAGUAUGAAUAAACUGUUCGAUGAUGUUGUUAUUGUGUGCGGAGCGUUAUGUAACCUUAGAAAAUCUAUUAUCUGAUUUAUAUAUGAAUAUAUUAUAUAUAUAUUUUUAUAAGGUAAUAUUUUUUAUAUAUUUACACUUCUAUUAAAAAAUUAUAUUAUUACUUGUGUACAUUUAAUACAUAGGAAAGAAUCAGAGUCCAAUGGAAUGUCUUCUUCAGUCCUUAUCUUAACACAACUAAAGUGAAACCAACCAUUACAUAAGUCACACAUUACACUGUUUUCAUCAAAUGAAUUUGGAAUAUCUGCAAUGCUCUUUGUACAAAUGCUACAAACAUAUAAGUCUUUUUUAGCUUGGCGUUUUUGUUUAAUUUUCUUUGUUUUUCCUUUAUCAUUUGUCUUUUUGAGUAUAUCCACUGGGCUUUGAUUGUUUAUGUCAUGUGUGUUUUCUUUGUUGUUUUCAGUGUGUGUUGGAUAUAUUUUCUGUAUUUUUUUAUUAUUUGGUGAGCCACUGUCAGUGUCAUAACAGUUUUCGUAUAUUAGUGCUGGUGCAAAAUGCUUGUACCAAAAUAAAUUUAAGCUUUGUAUAA